Molecule: messenger RNA, 2697 nt
Organism: Camelus dromedarius (Arabian camel)
Lineage: Eukaryota; Metazoa; Chordata; Mammalia; Artiodactyla; Camelidae
Gene: PTPA
Product: protein phosphatase 2 phosphatase activator
Exons: 10
Coding region: 247-1218 (323 amino acids)
Biological process (GO): mitotic spindle organization
Cellular component (GO): nucleus; protein phosphatase type 2A complex; cytoplasm
Molecular function (GO): peptidyl-prolyl cis-trans isomerase activity; protein tyrosine phosphatase activator activity
Source: RefSeq, a predicted model, not a curated record
UCGGGGUGAGCGCGGCCGCCGCCAGCCGGCCGUUGCUGGGCAUGCUCUCUGAGUGCCCCGCACCAACAUGGCGGUCGGCUUCGCUGGGGUGACUUUAUUUCUCGGUUUUCGGUUAUAGCCGGCCGCUGCUUAUUUGUCUCCGGGAAGCACUGAGCGCGUGGUGCAGCGGAGAAAGGCUGGGUGCGUGCGGGGGUGAAAGGUGAGAGGGGACUGCAGGCACCUGGGCCGGCUUCUGGCGGGAGGAAGAUGGCUGAAGGCGAGCGGCACUCGCCGCCAGAUUCUUCAGAGGAUAGCCCUCCAGCCACUCAGAACUUCAUCAUUCCAAAAAAAGAGAUCCACACUGUUCCAGACAUGGGCAAAUGGAAGCGUUCUCAGGCGUAUGCUGACUACAUCGGAUUCAUCCUCACCCUCAACGAAGGUGUGAAGGGGAAGAAGCUGACCUUCGAGUACACAGUCUCCGAGGCCAUUGAGAAACUGGUCGCUCUUCUCAACACGCUGGACAGGUGGAUUGAUGAGACUCCUCCGGUGGACCAGCCCUCUCGAUUUGGGAACAAGGCCUACAGGACCUGGUAUGCCAAACUUGAUGAGGAAGCAGAAAACUUGGUGGCCACAGUGGUCCCCACCCAUUUGGCAGCUGCUGUUCCCGAGGUGGCUGUUUACCUAAAGGAGGCAGUAGGGAACUCUACGCGCAUCGACUACGGCACAGGACAUGAAGCCGCCUUUGCUGCUUUCCUCUGCUGUCUCUGCAAGAUUGGGGUGCUGCGGGUAGACGACCAAAUAGCCAUUGUCUUCAAGGUGUUCAAUCGGUAUCUUGAGGUUAUGCGGAAACUCCAGAAGACGUACAGGAUGGAGCCAGCCGGCAGCCAGGGCGUGUGGGGCCUGGAUGACUUCCAGUUUCUGCCCUUCAUCUGGGGCAGUUCGCAGCUGAUAGACCACCCAUAUCUGGAGCCCAGGCACUUUGUUGAUGAGAAGGCCGUGAAUGAGAACCACAAGGACUACAUGUUCCUGGAGUGUAUCCUGUUUAUCACCGAGAUGAAGACAGGCCCCUUUGCAGAGCACUCCAACCAGCUGUGGAACAUCAGUGCUGUCCCCUCCUGGUCCAAAGUGAACCAGGGUCUCAUCCGCAUGUAUAAGGCUGAGUGCCUGGAGAAGUUCCCGGUGAUCCAGCACUUCAAGUUUGGGAGCCUGCUGCCCAUCCAUCCUGUCACGUCGUGCUAGGAGGGGCUGAGCAGCCCGAGCCGUCCAGGCUGCUCCUGUGCCUGCCUCCCCCACCGCAGCUGCGGCCCCCUCCCCACCCUUUCCCUCUGUUCUUUCUGUUUGAUGAGAGGCUGUUUACUGGGGUGAGUGGCGAGUGUGAGGUGGAGGGAGGCUCAUAGCAUAAGGCUGAAGGGCCCAAGUUGGAAGAAGCGACCAAAGUGUGGCCAGUUCCCUGACUUCCCCUGUGGUGGACCAGCGAGAGGAGAGGGCCCAGCUCCCACCCUGGCCUCCCUCUCCUCCUCCCUGUUCAGUCCUAUUCGAGACCCAGGCUGUCCUGGGCCCCAGCGGGGAGGGGAGGUACCGUGCCGCUGCCCUUGCUUUUCCUCCCAGGUUGCCUUCCUAGGGGUUGGAGCGGAUGCUCCCCACGGGGUGGGUCAACGUCCUAAGCCAUGUUUGGGUGGGUGAGUGGGUGUCCCGAGGGCUGGAGGCUGAGGCUGGUGCCAGACUGGGGUGGGGUUGGGAAGGGAAAAGCGUUGGCUGUUCUGGCCAGUGACCCUCCCAGCUCCUCCUCGUGGCUGCCCCCUGGGCCUGUGGGCACCUGUGUCCAGUGCCUCCUCCUUGCUUUUCUGCUGUUUGGCCUUUGGCUCAAGGGUAGCCUCUAGAAGCUGCCCUUUGGGCAGGCACCAGGCUCCUGGGAGGGCCUGGCAGGGCUUGCUCGCCAGUGGAGUGGGUGAGGCCUGCCUUUCCAAAGCUUUCUCUGGCCGGGAGUGGGUGGCUGAAACUCUGGAGGGGUAAGGUUGUGGGCUACAGGCCAGUUGUGGUUGUGGAGAACCUGGAUUCCUUUCGGCAUUCUUAUGUCCAGCUGCUGCUGCUCCUGCCCCCGCCUCGUUGCUGCUUGCUUCCCCAAGGCCCUUAGCCCUGUUUCCCUGCCCCUCUCUCUGGGCGGUGGGUGAGCAGGCCGCCCACUUUCUGGUCCUCCCCUCCCAGAAGUGGCCUGCUGGGGUUCCAGGAUGAGGUGGUGAUGCUUCCUCAAGGCCAGACUUUGGCUCUGAGGAUGGGCAGGGGCUGGGCCAGGCAGGCCUAAUUGGGGGGUUGAGGGUGCUGGCAGCAGCAUGCAAGUUCCAGAGUUUUCUUCUGGAGAGGGGCUGCUCCCAGGCCUGGCUCUCACAGUCUCUCCCCUGCUCAAGCCCAGGCUGGCCCAUCUCCACUGCCCCCUCCCCAUAUCUGGGUCCACACACCCUUUGGGAAGGGGAGCACCCGAGAAGCACAAUUCACGGGCUUGGCCUUCAGGUCUGGGCUGAUGGCCUGGGUAGAGGCUGGGACAGGAGCAGCAAGAGUCACAGAAAUGGUUUUCUUUGGAGAGGCCCAUUGCCUGCCUGCCUCCCUUGCGGGCCCAGACCACCGCCUUCCUGGCCCCUCCUUCCUGUGUCCCCUCGGGCCCCUCCAGCCCCUGGCUCCUUUAUUGCCCUUCAGAUUAAAGCCUCUGUUUUGCACCUGUCA